AUGGUUGUUGCUUAUCGCAGAGGAAGACCUGACCGACCUCCUCCCAUGCUGUCAUUUCCAGUCUUGUUUCUUUGGCCUCAAAGAGGUGAUCUUCUGAGAAAACUUGCAGGUGUUCUUUGGGAAAAAAUAGAUAAGAUUAAACAGGAAAAAGAUAAGACUGCACUGGAAAAAGAUAAGAUUGAACAGGAAAAAGACAAGAUUGCACAGGAAAAAGAAGCACUGUGGCACGAUUUAGAACAACUCAAGAAAGAAAUUGAGAGGAAGAAGGCUCAAUUCAAGUCCUCAUGGAGGGAAAUACCAUUAUAUGCUGAUUGGAGAAAAGAAGAGUUCCAGAUUGUAAAUCUGACUCUGGAUGCAGCCACUGCCCAUUCUGCGCUCUUCUUGUCUGAAGAGGGGAGAAGAAUAACCUGGCUAGAACCAUGUCAAGAUCUUCCCAGCUCUCCAGAGAGAUUUGUCUCCCUUCCCUGUGUGCUUGGUCAGCUCCACGUCAGCUCAGGGAGAUACUUCUGGGAGGUGGAGGUUCAGAAUGCACAUUCCUGGGACCUGGGAGUUUGUAAGAAUAAUGUAGCAAGGAGUGGGAAGGUAACAGUGUCACCACAGAAUGGUUUCUGGGCCAUUAGGCUCUACAGUGGGGAGUACUGGGGCCUCACAUCCCCAGAAACUUCUCUUACUCUAAAAGAAAAACCCUGUAGGGUAGGAGUAUUCCUGGAUUAUGAGGCUGGAGAUGUAUCUUUCUAUAACAUGAAAGAUGGAUCCCACAUCUACACAUUUUCCAAACAAGCAUUCAAUGGUGGCCUAAGACCACUUUUUAGACUUUGGUCCUCUGACUCAGGCCCUCUGACCAUUGUCCAGGUGGAGUAGAACACAGUGAUGCUGUAAUUCAUAUGCCUAACCUUCCACGAUGAUUACAAUUCUCCUCAUUAGACACAAAUUUAUUUUUUUCUUCCUCCUUUACUGGUUCAUUCUAAGAUGAAGCUCUGAUACACACACUGAUGGUUGUCUCUCAUAGUAAUUCUCCCUUCUUCCUAAGUUAUAGGUCCCUCAAUUAUUACUAUGUCUAUGACAUAGUAAUAUUAUUAGUAACAAUUAUUAUUACUAUGUCUAUGACAGUCUAGUAGAAAGAUGAGAUUUCUUUGCAUCCCCUGCUGAAUGUGACUAAAUUAUGACCCGUGCAUUUUAAGAUGAAUUAUUCUGUAUGACUCUGUAUGGAAAAGACCCUGAUCCUGGGAAAGAUUGAGGGCAGAAGGAGAAGAGGAUGACAAAGGUUGGAUGGCAUCACCGAGUCAAUGGACAUGAACUUGGGUAAACUCGGAGAGAUGGUGAGGGACAAGGAAGCCUGGAGUGCUGCAGUCUGUGGGGUUGCAAAAAGUUGGACAUGACUUGUCAACUAAAUAACUACAUUCAGUAUCAUCUCUGGAAUGUGUUCUUAAAGGAAAAUUAUGUGAUUUUAUUCUUUUCUCUAACUAUUUGGAUGGCUGGAAUGUGGCAUGAUGGGUGGAUCUCUAAGAAUAUCUCUGAUCAUGUAAUAUGAUAUGGACAGAAAAGAAGAUAUUAAUAGAAUGAUUCUGGACUUUUGACAGCUUUAUGAAACUGCUAUAUGCUCACUUUCUGAAUUACUUCCAGUAAGAAACAAAUUUUGUAUCUUUAAA
Molecule: messenger RNA, 1649 nt
Organism: Bubalus bubalis (water buffalo)
Lineage: Eukaryota; Metazoa; Chordata; Mammalia; Artiodactyla; Bovidae
Product: butyrophilin subfamily 1 member A1-like
Exons: 13
Coding region: 1-861 (286 amino acids)
Molecular function (GO): protein binding
Source: RefSeq, a predicted model, not a curated record